AUGGAACCCAUAAUCUUGCUACUCCUGAUCUUGUUUCCAACCAUCGUACUUGUACGAUGUGCCUUCACCUACGGCCAUCGGACUAGUCCCCCUACUCUACCCUUCAUUGGAAAUAUUCACCAGAUCACCAAGAAGUACACCCAUAUCAAGUUCACUGAAUGGGCCGCUCAGUAUGGCGGGUUGUACAUGCUCAAGAUCGGAAAUGGCAACAUGGCUGUCAUCAGCGAUCGUCGACUUGUGAAAGAAGUUCUCGAUCGCAAGAGUGGCAUCUACAGCCAUCGACCUCAUUCCUAUGUAUCGCAUGAUCUCAUCACCAAGGGCAAUCACCUACUCGUAAUGCAUUACGGUGACCAGUGGCGCACCUUCCGGAGACUGGUUCACCAGCACCUGAUGGAGUCCAUGGUGGAAAGCCAGCACACUAAGAUAGUCAACGCCGAAGCCAUACAGCUAGUGCGAGACUAUAUGGUCGAUCCGGAGCACCAUAUGGCCCAUCCCAAGCGGUACAGUAACAGUAUCACGAACUCUAUUGUAUUUGGAAUCCGCACGGCCAACCGAGAGGGAUCCAACAUGCGGCGACUUUACAAACUCAUGGAAGAAUGGUCAGAGGUGAUGGAAACUGGCGCAACACCCCCAGUAGACCUGUUCCCUUGGAUGAAACUGCUACCACAGUGGCUAUUUAACAACUACGUCACUCGGGCCAAGGCCAUUGGCGUACAGAUGGAGACUCUCUACGUCGACAUUCUGAAAAAGGUCAUCAAGCGGCGGGAAGAUGGUCAAAACAAAGGCACCUUCAUGGACAAGGUGUUAGAUGGCCAGGAGAAGCAUAAUCUACCCUGGCACCAACUGGCCUUCAUCGGUGGUGUUCUGAUGGAAGGCGGCUCAGACACUAGCUCCAGUCUCACCCUGGCGAUCGUGCAAGCGUUGAUCCAAAACCCCGAUGUCCAGCGAAAGGCACAUGCUGAGAUUGAUGCCGUGGUAGGCCACAAUCGGUCGCCUGUUUGGUCGGACUUCGAACAACUUCCUUACAUCAACAUGAUUGUCAAGGAAGGUCACCGGUGGAGGCCGAUACUUCCACUCUGCUUUCCACAUGCACUUGGAGAAGACGACUGGGUCGACGGUAAAUUCCUCCCCAAAGGCACAAUAGUCAUGGUCAACACUUGGGGAAUGCACAUGGAUCCGUCCCAACCUGAUGAUCCAGCUGCUUUCAUUCCUGAGCGCUUUGCGCAGCAUCCUCAGCUGGCUCCUGACUAUGUCCCCGGGACAUGGGAGCGUCGUGACCACUACGGCUACGGGGUUGGGCGCCGGAUCUGUCCUGGCAUCCAUCUGGCUGAGCGCAAUAUGUUCUUGGCAAUUGCCAAGCUGCUGUGGGCAUUUGAGUUCCAGCCAGCAGAGGGCCCCAUGGAUAGUGAUCCGGUGAAUGGAUACCAUAACGGCUUCCUUUACUGUGCCAAGGACUACCCUUGUCGGCCGGUAGUACGUAAUGAGAUAAUCCGAGCUACAAUUGAGAAGGAAUACGCCACUGCGACUGCGGAUGUGUUUUCCCGGUUUACUGAGGGAUAG
This is a messenger RNA of Penicillium coprophilum, 1560 nucleotides long. Its product is annotated as cytochrome P450. The coding region runs from base 1 to 1560 and encodes 519 amino acids. The transcript is spliced from 5 exons. Gene Ontology annotation, molecular function: monooxygenase activity; oxidoreductase activity, acting on paired donors, with incorporation or reduction of molecular oxygen; heme binding. Lineage: Eukaryota; Fungi; Ascomycota; Eurotiomycetes; Eurotiales; Aspergillaceae. The record is from RefSeq and is a predicted model, not a curated record.